AUGAUGGACUCCACGGGGUGGAACGGCCAGGGCCAUGGGCUGCACCCUGGGCCGGAUGAAGACUUUCAGCAAUUUCUCGAUAUGAACGGCAUGAGCGGCAUGAACAACUUGGCCGACAGCCUGCAGUUCGACUUUCCCGAGUUUCAGAACGCAAAUGCCCACGACCAACAUCUGAUGUCGCAGUCAAAGGAUCUGGACACGCACAUGGCCGGUGCCGAACAUGCGUCAACUAUGCUCUCGCAGCCGUCGAACGGCCCUGGCAACCUCCACAUCUCCAUGCCACCCGCCGUGUCCAGCACAGUAGCUCACUCGUCGAUUCCCGCCGUUAUGAUGCCGCCGCCGACGCCAACGGAAGCCAUCUCCGAGAUCGACGCCCAGAUCCAGUUUCUGCAGCAGCAGCGCAUGCAGCAGCAGCAACGCCAGCUCGAAGGACAUAAUGUUGUCUUCUUUACCGGCCACAACCAGAUCGUGCCGCCGACGCCGCAGAGCCUGGAGCUGCAGGCGGGCAAUCAGUUUUUCGCCAGCCCGGAACAACACCACCAGAAGCAGAUGCACCAACAGAUGGGUCAGCCACAACAGAACCAGCAGCAGGCUAUCUACGAGCGGUAUCACCACCUGAAAGAACAGCAAGAUAUGUCCUUUUCUCCCCUCGUAUCGCCUGCUGUGACGCCGCUGGAGACGCAGUUUCCCAUCGACAGCCAGUUUACCAUGUCCGGAGCUUACUUCAGUCCCCUUACGUCACCAGCCCUUCACGCCCAAGCAGACCACGCAUCGGUCUUUGAUCCUCGCCUCUCCACAGCGGGCACCUCACCGAUAGACAUGGACUUGGAGCCGCUGCCUGCGCCGGGUCCGACCUCUUCGUCUGCUGCCCCUGUGUCUGGCGACCUGGCAAAGAAGGCUAGGAAGAACAAUGCGCCCAAGUCAAGAAAGACCAACGUGCGCCAGUCACCCAUCACCAAGCCGCAGCGGAAGAAAACAUCAACAACGCCGGUGAUCAACGCGCAAGUCCUCGACCAGCUGGCCGAGUCGCUGGAGAACGAGGUACUGUCGUCUCCGGUCAUCGCCCAGCAAGGCCAUCGUUUCUCUCAACAUCUACAUCUCACGGCUGCGGCUUUGCAGCCCGGCCCUUCGUCGUCAUCCACGGGGGCCACAGACUCGGAGAACGACUCUGUGUCGCCCGAGACCCUGACGGAUAUGCCGCCCCCUCCGAUACCACAGUCGCGGUCUGCAAGGCCAUCGCCGUACCUCCACCCGCAAAACCACAGUCACAGCCACGCGGCCGUGCCAGGCCAUAUACUUGCCACGUCGUCUGGCGUCCCGAUCACGGCAUCAAUCGCCGCCGUGUCCAUGCCAAGCGGUUUCCCCUCGCCCGCAACGCCUGCUUCACUCAUGAGGCUAGCAUCACCCCAGCAGACAUCGCACAAGGCGUCAUCAGACCGCGUAGACAGCGGUCAAGACAUGCCCGGCAGCGGCAGUCUUGGCGGUUGUGCAUCUACAUCGUCUGGCGUCAACGACCACAUUGAGAGCUUCGAGCUGCCAGAGUCACUUAGCAUGAACUUCCAGAACCCACGGGCACUGCCACCCAGCAUACACAACACGCCAAUAAUUCCGACAACGGCAUCGCCGUCUCUCAACGCCGUUUCAGCUCCGACGUCCAACUUCCAGCACCUGCCGUCGCCUGCAUUUACCAAGCCAGCAGGCUCUAUUACCGCAACCGUGUCGGCCAGUCAGAGUCCCCAGCUGCUGCCUGGCGGCAAUUCGGACACGCCAACGGCCGGUACGACGCCUAAUUUGUCGGCCCAAUCACAACGGCGGACACCGCAGAUGCUCCCUAGGAACUCGAAGAAGCGAGGCAGUGUCAGCUCGAUCCAGGUGUCCCCGGCCCUGCGGCCCCGGAUCUCGCCCAGCAUCAAGCCGCUGCUUCCGGGAGGCGUGUCGGUGACGGAGGAUCAUGCAUCACGGUUGCUGGCGACAAAGUCCAACUACCAGAACAUCCUGGAGGGUAACAUGGUGCCGGGCGUGUCAUACCCAAGCGAGCUGUCGACGAAUCUAACGUCAAAGCGGACGUCGCACAAGAUUGCCGAGCAGGGCAGACGGAAUCGAAUCAACAUGGCGCUUCAAGAGAUUGCCGCACUUCUGCCACGGCCGCCACCCAAGGAGGGCAAGGAAGGCAAGGGGAGCGACGACGGGGAGUCUGACAACAAGGCGGCGACCAAGGGGGUCAACGGCAACAACGGCACUGGUGGCGGCGAUAGCGGACCCAAUAGCAAGGCGAGCACGGUGGAGAUGGCGAUCGACUACAUCAAGCACCUUCAGCAGGAGCUGGCAAACGCGACCAAAAGGGCGGAAGAAGCUGAGAAGAAGCUGCAGCUGGCAGAAGGCGCCUCAUAG
This is a messenger RNA of Grosmannia clavigera kw1407, 2391 nucleotides long. RefSeq names its product hlh transcription factor. Bases 1 to 2391 code for a protein of 796 amino acids. The record is from RefSeq and is a predicted model, not a curated record. Gene Ontology annotation, molecular function: protein dimerization activity. NCBI's taxonomy places the organism in Eukaryota, Fungi, Ascomycota, Sordariomycetes, Ophiostomatales, Ophiostomataceae. The transcript has 2 exons.